Cataglyphis hispanica is the source of this 2052-nucleotide messenger RNA. RefSeq names its product protein LSM12-like. NCBI's taxonomy places the organism in Eukaryota, Metazoa, Arthropoda, Insecta, Hymenoptera, Formicidae. The coding region runs from base 34 to 612 and encodes 192 amino acids. The record is from RefSeq and is a predicted model, not a curated record. The transcript is spliced from 3 exons. Gene Ontology annotation, molecular function: RNA binding.
GUGGCGCGACCGCUAGGCUGCCGACAGUCAAAAAUGGCCGGAGCCAGCGACUGGUUUAGCAUCGGGAGCACGGUGCUUUGUAAAACCUGCCACGAGCAGGAGAUAGAAGGAGAGGUGCUGGCAUUCGAUCCACAGACCAAAAUGCUGAUACUAAAAUGUCCAUCGUCGAGUGGUAGACCCUCGUUAAACGAUGUACACAUAGUAAAUUUAUCUCUCGUAUCUAAUGUUCAAGUAAUACGAGAAGUUAGUCCUACUACCAGCGAACCACCACAGAGCCUUAAUUUACAAAGGCUAAAUACAAGAGUUCGUAAUCAGGUUGAAGAGAAGAAGAGACUGGUAAUGGCUCUGCAGGCCGGAGUAUCUCCAGAGGGACAGAAACUCUUUAUUGCUAUUUCAAAGACUAUUCAAGAUAUUACGUGGAAUGGAGCUAAUAUUGUUGUAUUUAACAAUGUCACUAUUAGGCCACCGUACAAAGUGGAUAAUGUGCAUGGAAACACAGAAUCUGGAGCAUAUAGACAUGUAAAAAAAGUGGUUGAGAAACAUAUUAAAGAUACUGCUCAAGCGCAGCAACAACGGGAACAACAGCAACAGAAAGGCGGCGAACUGCAAUAAAAAUCCUCCAAAAAGGCACUACACCACCAAGAUCGUUAAAGAAACUUUUCAAGCAGUCCCAAUGUUUGAUGAGAAAUAGAAAGAAUUAACGGGAUACUAAAUACACAAAGCAGCCUGACGACAAAGCAACAUAGAUAAAUCUAGAUCGCGGAAAAUCGACAUCUUCGAGCGACCUCCAGUCGUUUGUUGAAUGGAAAAACGGACAAAUGAAGUGCAAAUUCAAAGAAAAAAAUUUCACACAUUCUUAAUCCGAGCAUUGUUAACAGUAUCGCAUGUGCAGCAUUUUAUAAAUACAAUCAGACGUAUUAUUCGUAAUUAUUAGUCACCAGCCUAAAAAAAAAUCUACAAAAGCGAAUAGAUCGACUGAUUCAAGUAACUACCGCAUAUUUGUUAAGUACUACUGAUACUACAUUCGUAUGUAUAUCAAUAUACCGGAAUGUGCUGUAGUUCAAAUAUUUAAUUCAAAUACGUUUUACAUCGGGUUAUUGUUUGUUGACAUUAAGCAUGAAACGUAUUUUAGCAUGAAUUGGAUUCUUCUUUUUAAACGCGAAUCCGCGCAUUUGUAAGGUAAUUAUAUUAUUUAAGCCCGUAUGAAACGGCUCGAGCAUUUGCAAAUAGCAUCAAACUCCCAAAGGCAACACAAAUCGCAAAUAAAGUAAGAUAAAAUGCACAGUUAAUCAACAUCUCGCGAACGCUCUGCUCAAUUACGUAAUUUUGUCAAUAAUAAAUUGUGAUUUAUCAUCAUGAUCAAAUAUUACGAUAACUGCUUUGCAACUUUUUCAUCUUUUUUAUCAUUAAAUAAAAAAGGUAUAAAAUUAUGCAGUUUUGUUAAAUAUGUACGUUAAGAACUGAACGUACGAAAGCGAGUUUCUAUUUAUUAUUUCCGAAUGUCUUGCGAUACAUUUUUCUGCUUUGUAUUUACGAUAGAAAAUAGAUUUUCUAACGGGAUACCAAUAAUUUUAAUCGAGUCAGCAACCGUGCUUUUUAUCCUAGUUUUGCGAAUCAAGAUGCGUAGGAUCAAUUUAAAUAAGUCUAUUUUGAAAUUUGCUUUUUGUGCCUGAUUCAUGAACAAUUUCACACUUCCCCCUCACAUAACGAAUCUUUCGAAAAUCUUUCAAUCAAUCAAGAAAAAUAUUACGAUUCAUCAUGUACGCACGUGACGGCUUAAAGCAUCGUCAAAUAUGUGCUAAUCUUUUAUGUUUCUUGCGCAAACCGAGUUGUAAGAACGUAAUUUUAAAAAGUCAGGGCUUCGACUUAUGCAAGAUUUAUCUGCGAGAUCUAACAUCGACCUCGUCGAAAAAUCGAGUACAUCUCGUACCCUUUUUAACUCCAUUCUGAAUGAAGCGAUGAGAAUAAUUAAGAAGAACAAGUGUGCGCGAGGGAGAUUGUAAGAAGAGAGUUACAUGAAGAGACAAAAAUAAAUGUAAUAUAAAUUCUGUA